AUGAAUACCAUUUUGAGAGUUUUUUAUCAGAAACUUAAUUAACGUGCAAAAUGUAACCUUAAAUUCCAAAUGUGUAAUUAUUCAAUUUACGUGAAGAAAUAUACAGAAAAAAAGGGAAUUGUAAAUCAUUAAGAUUAUUAUUAUAGAAUUUGGUACAUUAUAUAAUAAUAAUCAAGCAAUUAUAUAUAAAUGCUAAUUAAUCCUUUGUAUAAUUGUUUGAAUAUCAAUUUGUUUUAAAAUUAUCUACGUAAUUUAAGUAUAUUGAUAUUACAACAAUGAAUUCUUAUUAAUUCAAAUAAUAUAUUCAUAAUCAAAACCUGUUUUUUUAAUAUAAUCAAAUUUACUUACUUCAACUAAAAUAUGAUCAAUUUUAAAUGAAACAAAUACUAUUAUUUUAUCUGCCUAAUAUUUUUAGAAUUAUUCAAUACUUACAAUUUUAUAAUCUUCAUUUUUAAAUUUGA
Molecule: messenger RNA, 461 nt
Organism: Paramecium primaurelia
Lineage: Eukaryota; Ciliophora; Oligohymenophorea; Peniculida; Parameciidae
Source: the annotation of a GenBank genome assembly